AUGGCGUGGGCGCUGGUUCUGGCGCUCUGCAACCGGGCGCUGGCCCCCGUGGGCGCGCUGGACGCCAUGGGCCCUCACGCAGCAGUCCGCCUGUCGGAGCUGCUGACCCCGGAGGAGUGCGGCCACUUCCGAUCGCUCCUCGAGGCGCCCGAGCCCGACGUGGACGCCGAGUUGGCCCGGCUAUCUGAGGACUGGCUGGCGCGGCCCGAGCCGUCCACCCCUUCUCCCGGAGCGCAGGAUAUCGUGGGGCAACGGCGGCGGGCGGCAGCCACGCAGCCGUCGGAGGGACAGGAGGGCGUGCCAGCCGGGGCCAGGGAGGUGUCCGACGGUUGCCGCCAGGCGCUGGCGUCCUGGUUGGCCGCCGAAGCCCCGGUUCUGUCGUGGGACCGCGUCGCCCGGGCGCUACGGCGCAGCGGCCGCCCCGAUGUGGCGCGGGAGCUGGCCAAAAACCUCCAUCAGCAGGCGACAUUGCAGCUGCGCAGGUCAGGCGCGAACUACGUGCAGCCGCCCGUAGCCCCCGCCCCGGCCCCGGCCCCGGCCCCGCGCGCCCGCCGCUCCGGGGUCCCGGCGCCCUCCUGGGACGAUUUAGAGCUGAUCGUGGAGCGCCUGCCGCAGCCUCCGUACACGCGAAGCCCAGCAGCCUGGAUCGGGCCGCUGGUGCUCGGCCUCCUCGUCGGCUUCGUGGGAGCGCUGGGCACUGGGGCGCUGAUAACCGUGCUCACGCUGUGGAUCACAGGCGGCGACGGCGAUCCCGCCCCGCGCGCUUCCUCUGGGCCCAUGCCGUCCCCAGCGCCAUGCCGCUGGGAUGCAGAGCCACUCCUGCCCCGAACCUGGGCGCCCCAGGAACCGUCCCCCCACGGCCCGCUGCUGUGA
This is a messenger RNA of Chionomys nivalis (European snow vole), 873 nucleotides long. RefSeq names its product transmembrane and death domain 1 (gene Tmdd1). Gene Ontology annotation, molecular function: protein binding. The record is from RefSeq and is a predicted model, not a curated record. Lineage: Eukaryota; Metazoa; Chordata; Mammalia; Rodentia; Cricetidae. Bases 1 to 873 code for a protein of 290 amino acids. The transcript has a single exon. Gene Ontology annotation, biological process: signal transduction.